AUGUUACCGUCCGCAGAUAAGAAGGCUCAUCAGAAUGAAACGGAACAUCAUGAAUCAUCGGAAUCGGAUACAUCAGCGGAAGCAGUAAAAUCAAGAGCUUCUCAGAGAAUUCUCAAUGUUAAUGUGGGAAUUUUAGGACAUGUGGAUUCAGGAAAGACAAGUCUCUGUAAGGCUCUCUCAACAAUGGCCUCUACAGCUGCAUUUGAUAAAAAUCCACAAUCACAAGAGAGAGGUAUUACUUUGGACUUGGGAUUUUCUGCUUUUUAUUCGGAUUCGAAAUUACAGGACUAUGACAAAAUUCAAUUUACUCUAGUGGAUUGUCCAGGACAUGCCAGUCUUAUCAGAACAAUAAUUGGUGGAGCUCAAAUUAUUGACUUUAUGGUUUUAGUAAUUGAUGCAAUCAAGGGAGUACAGACACAAACUGCAGAGUGUAUUGUGAUUGGAGAAAUUACAUGUGACAAUUUAAUAGUGGCAUUGAAUAAGGUUGACAUGAUUCCAAUGGAUCAACGAGAGGAAAAAAUUGAUAAGAUCAAGAAGAGUCUUAUUAAGAAUGUUUUCUCACAAACAAAGUUUAAAAAUCCUCCAAUAAUUCCAGUUUGUGCAGACCCUAGAGAAGAGAGCGAACAAAAAACCAAGCAAGAAUGUUUGAAUAAUCUGGUUCAAGAAUUUCACAAAUUUGUCAAGAUUACCGAGAAGAAUGAGAAUGAGCCAUUCUUAUUCAUGGUUGACCACUGUUUUUCUAUUAAGGGUAAAGGAACUAUUUUGACAGGAACAGUGUUACAGGGAUGUGUGACCAUUGGAAAGAAUAUUCAUAUUCCUUCGCUUGGUGAAGAAAAAAAGGUAAAAUCCAUUCAAAUGUUUAAAACACCUGUAGAUAAGGCCAUCAAAGGUGAUCGAAUUGGUAUUGCCGUAACCAAACUCGAUAGCAAGAAAUUAGAAAGAGGUUUUGUUUGCGACAAAGGAUAUAUCGAAAUUAUUGAUACAGUUUUGGCAACUGCGUCAAGAAUUAGAUUUUUCAAAAAAGAUAUCAAAGGUGGAGCUAAAUAUCAUGUUUCUAUUGGUCAUGAAACAGUGAUGGGAAACAUGACUCUCAUUUCUAGACCAAAGAAAGAGGGAGUGUCCAGUGAGGUUUUUGACACAACUCUUGAAUAUACAUUAGUGGAGGACUUUGAGGAAAACACUCACCUUGACCGAGAUGUUUUUGUGAAAAUAGAAUUUGAGCAACCUAUUUGUUGCUAUGCCAAUGCUCAUUACAUUGCUUCCAAAUUAGAUACAGAUAUUCAUGCCAACACUUGUCGAUUAUCAUUUAAUGGAAAGGUUUUACAAAUGUGGAAUAGAGAACAGAUCCCCAAAGCACAACUUGCCAAAAUGCUUCCUGUCUUCAAGUACAAGGAAAAGAGAGGAGUAGUGGAUCGUGUCGAAAAUGCCAAUACGAUUAUUGGAAAAAACAUACUGAACUCGAAAUCUCAAUCGUUACAACCAUUUUUAGGAAGGACAGUCGCCAUUUUGGUGGACGAACAGCCAAGAUUUUUCGGAACCAUUGAUUCGAGUUUUGGUCAGAGUGGUAAAUUUCGAGUGGUUUUCAAAGACCCUCUCCCAAAACAACCCAAUCUAAGAAAUAAGCCCAUUCAAUUCAAGUACAAGGUAAAUAUUUAUGAUGAGACCAAGACGUGGUAUCAAUAA
Naegleria lovaniensis is the source of this 1683-nucleotide messenger RNA. RefSeq lists its product as uncharacterized. The record is from RefSeq and is a predicted model, not a curated record. Lineage: Eukaryota; Heterolobosea; Eutetramitea; Acrasida; Naegleriidae. Gene Ontology annotation, biological process: selenocysteine incorporation. The transcript has 8 exons. Bases 1 to 1683 code for a protein of 560 amino acids. Gene Ontology annotation, molecular function: translation elongation factor activity; GTP binding; GTPase activity.